AUGUUUGACGGUUCUAUUAAACCGCAGAGGGUGAUCCGGCUCUCCGGGGCCUCUUUCAUGGCCCAGAAUUCCAUCAAUCGCAGAAACCAAUCCCGAUUUGACUUAUAUUCUUCCAUUAGAAAUAAGUCUGCUAAGCGAAUUAAGGAUUCUUUGCAAUCGCGGCUUUAUUUAAAGAGGGAUGUUAAAGAAUUGGUUGCUCUGUUCGAUUCGUACAUUAACGACGUUGAGUUAUUCUUUAAGGACCCGAACAUCGCGAAUAAAUAUUCUCUCAACAAUAUAGUUUCCUACCAUCCCAUUUGCAGGCUAGUUAGGCUAACAACAGCAAUUUCUAAAUACUAUCCUGAUUCGUGUACAACAUCGUCGAGGUACGAGCCUGUAAAAUACUUAGUUAAUUGGUUUAAUAUUUCAAAUGUACAAUAUUCCUUUGUGUUUUUAUCCGAUAAUGAUCAGACGAAGCACCAGUUCAUUUUAUUAAUCUCAAGAUUUCUUAAGUUGUUUUUUCCAGAGAGCGCCAAUUCGGGCUUAGACUACCAGAACUUUGAAGUUGGAAAGCUGACCGUUUCUACCGGCGCCCUGAGAGAAAACGAGUUGCUGUUCUGCAGACUCAUUAAAAUCGUUAUUUCCACGCUGACAACAGAAUGGUACCCCGACGUGUUGCGAAGGUUCGUUUUAAACGACACGCAGUCGGAGCUGAACCUGUUGGAGCUGCACAGGUUUCUGAAACCGUUGAUUAGUGACAUUAAGGAGGCAUUCUGCCUCUUGGUUAGAUUCUGGUCGGUCCCAGUCUUCACGCACUUGCCAGACGAGCUGCUGCUCGAAGUCGUGAAGUCGACGAUACACGAGAACUUCUUGGUGGGAUGCUCAGGCAUAGGAGACUGCACACGCUCGAGUGUAAAGCCCUCGAGUAAACCCAAGUUUAUCCUUGACGAGUUGCUACACCGUCUUCUCAAAGUGUGCAACAAGAAGCUGCCCAUGGACGUGACUCUGAACACGGGAAAGAUGAACAUCAUAAGGGCGAAUCUGACCGCUGAGAUUGAAUCGGACCUGCUGGACAACCAUUUAAACAUCCUGCACUGCUACGUGAACGAUUCUAGUUACCCUGCAUACUAUAACGUAUUCUUUAACCUGCUGAGGCUUUUGGAGCGGCUGGUGGCACUGGAUAUCGUGGCGCAGAAGAAUUUUUCGAAGCACCUCGAGGCGAUUUUUAACGUGUUGUUAGUGGCAUUUUACCACUUUCCAGAGCCUCCGAACCUGUACCAUCUCCAGACGAGGCAGUUCUUCUGGACGAAGCUCCUGUGCCUGCCUAACAUACCCAGGGACCUCGUGCUGAUCAUAAUACAGCUCCUGGUCCCGGUGCACCAGAAGAGCCACUUUGUGAACGAUUGGCAGGCGUACACAGUCCACAAGGUCACGAGUCACUUUAGUUCCGCUGAGACGCCUCAGCAUGAAUUUGACCCCGGAGUGGCCAACAUCCUGCUCUCCGGGUCAGCAAUCUCGACGCUGCUCAAUUUGUUUAAAAUGCACCUCAAGGAGUGCUGCAACAACAACAUGCUGGCCCUUUUCACGCACUUCGACGAGCACGCCUCAAACUAUUCGUGCCUCUCGUCGCUCUGGAAGAUCUUUUGUCUGCUGAUUAACCAUUCGCUCAAGAUCAUGUACGACUCGGAGAUAAUAGAGAUGGAGGACAGCGUGAAGCCGCUGAUGAGCGUCGAGGACGCAAUCUGGCUCUCGAAGAUAUUCAACUACAUGUUUUGGUACAAGAUCACAAACAAGAAGAUGAGCGAGGUCGAGUUCGCGAGGAGCAACUUCUACCCGCACGCCCAGGUCUGCAAGUGCAACAUAGAGGUGAAGCUUCCGGGCCUCUACAACUACGCCACUCAGAGCGUGAUUCCGAGCAACUUAUCGCAGUACAACGCCAACACGUCCUCGGCGUACAACUUCUCCGAGGAGUCCAUCGAGGCCGGGCUUCUUUCGAGGAAGUUCAACGAGCGCUUCUACAGGCUGACGGGGACCAACUCCGAUAUUUGGAUUAUUCCCGAGGCCGAACACGCGAUUAUGCAGUACAUUAACAAUGAAUCGAAGGGGGACGUGCUCAAAAUUCUGGAUUACAUUCCUCACACGAUAAGCUUCAAGAACAGGCUGAUGGUCUUCUACAACUACAUUUCCAAGGACAAGUCGGUCUCCAGGAACCCUAUGGCCCAGUUCAUGGGCUCCUCAGUGUACAUAAUCCGGCGGCCCUUCAUAGUCGAGGACGGGCUCAGCACUCUCGGCUCGCUCAACAACCAUCAGCUUAAACAGGUUUUCAGGGUCCACUUUGUGGACGAGAACGGCAUCGAGGAGCAGGGCGUGGACGGCGGAGGCCUCUUCAAGGAGUUUCUGAUCACGCUUUGCACCCUCAUUUUCGAUCCCACCUACGGCAUCUUUGAGGAGAUUCCGGAGGAGCGCAGCUAUUACCCGUGCCCAAACUCAGGCUUAAUUCACGAAAACCACCUGGAACUUUUCUGCUUCAUUGGGAAGAUCGUCGGCAAGGCGCUGUAUGAGCAGAUUCUCAUUGAGCCCGUUCUCUCCAGGCUCAUCCUCAACUUGAUUUUGAAGAGACGAAAUACCCUCGACGACCUCAAGCUGUUUGACGGCACUCUCCAUAAAAACAUUACGAGCCUGAGGAACAUGUCCGAGGACGAGAUUGGCUGUUUGGGCCUCACUUUCACCUGCACGCAGGUCUGCUUCGGGAGCACCUUCCAGGAGGACCUGGUUGAGAACGGCCGGAACAUCAAGGUCACCAAGGACAACGUUGAGAACUUCAUUCACCAGUUUUCCAACUUCAAGUGCAACAAGCUCAUCGAGGCGCAGUGCUCCGCAUUCCUGCAGGGACUUUCCAGCAUCAUUCCACUUGAGUGGCUGCAGAUGUUUUCUCCCUCGGAGCUGGAGCUGCUCAUUUCGGGCUCCUCAGACGCCAUUGACAUCAGCGACUUGAGGAAACACACCGUUUACGCUGGAGGCUUUGAUGAAAACAGUUCUACUAUCCAGUGGCUUUGGGAAAUACUGGACGAGUACGAUAAUAAUCAGCGCAGUUCUUUCCUUUGGUUCGUAACAUGCUGUAAGAGGUCCCCUCUCAUGGGCUUCAAACAGCUCCAGCCUCCCUUCUGUGUUCAUAAAGAGCCAUAUUCCGACAGGCUUCCUUCCGUUUCCACCUGCUUAAACUUAUUGAAGUUGCCUGAGUGUUCUUCCAAGGAUGUUUUGAAGUGCAAAAUUCACGACGCCAUGUCCCUUUCAAAGGGCUUUGGUCUGCACUAA
Molecule: messenger RNA, 3294 nt
Organism: Theileria orientalis strain Shintoku
Lineage: Eukaryota; Apicomplexa; Aconoidasida; Piroplasmida; Theileriidae
Product: ubiquitin-transferase
Exons: 4
Coding region: 1-3294 (1097 amino acids)
Biological process (GO): ubiquitin-dependent protein catabolic process; protein polyubiquitination
Molecular function (GO): ubiquitin protein ligase activity
Source: RefSeq, a predicted model, not a curated record